GAAAGCAGCGCGGCCCAAAUCAGUCGAGUCGAGGCGCCGGAGUACCGCGUGGCCGGUCGGUCAGUAGUCAGUCGAGUCGAGUCGAAUCGGUCGUUCGAGGGAGAAACUAGAGGGAGAAACACCGCGCAAGCAGGAUUUAACAAGUAGGCAAGACAAAAAUGGCGCUCUUUCGCUUCACCCCUAAACGCUGCCUCGAAGUGCAGAAAAUAACAUCGGCGGUGUUCACACGCCAACUGACUGAUGCGUCAACGGAUCUCAAGAAGAUUCUGUCCGACAAGAUCCCGAGAGAGCAGGAACGUGUCAAAGCCUUCCGUAAGGAUCAUGGCUCCACGAAAGUCGGCGAAGUCACCGUAGACAUGAUGUACGGCGGCAUGCGCGGAAUCAAAGGCCUCGUGUGGGAACCCUCGGUGCUCGACCCGGAGGAGGGUAUCCGUUUCCGCGGCAAGUCCAUCCCCGAGUGCCAGAAGCUGCUGCCGAAGGCGCCUGGCGGCGCGGAGCCGCUGCCGGAGGGUCUCUUCUGGCUGCUGAUCACCGGCGACGUGCCGACCGACGCACAGGUGAAGGCCAUCUCGCAGGAGUGGGCGUCCAGGAGCUCGCUACCCGAGCACGUGGUGAAGGCGCUCAACAACUUCCCCAAGAGCCUGCACCCGAUGACGCAAUUCUCCGCUGCGAUCACCCUGCUGAACAGCGACAGCGAGUUCGUGCGAGCGUACAGCAAGGGCGUGCACAAGAGCAAGUACUGGGAGAGCGUGUACGAUGACUCGAUGAACCUGAUCGCCAAGCUGCCGGUGGUCGCGGCCACCAUCUACCGCAACAUCUACAAGGGCGGUAAAGGCUUGGGCUCGGUCGACGCCGGCAAGGACUGGUCUUGGAAUUUCGCCAACAUGCUCGGUUACGACAAACCGCAGUUCAUCGAGCUGAUGCGCCUGUACCUCACCAUACAUUCAGACCACGAGGGCGGCAACGUGUCUGCGCACACUACCCAUUUGGUGGGAUCCGCCCUGUCGGAUCCUUACCUAUCCUUCGCCGCUGGUAUGAACGGCUUGGCCGGACCUCUGCACGGCUUGGCGAAUCAGGAAGUGUUGGUCUGGCUGGAGAAACUGCGCAGCCAGGUGGGCGACAGCCCUAGCGACGAGAAGCUCAAGGAGUUUAUCUGGAACACGCUGAAGAGCGGUCAGGUGGUGCCCGGUUACGGACACGCCGUCCUCAGGAAGACCGACCCCAGGUACACGUGUCAGAGGGAGUUCGCGCUCAAGCACCUGCCGGACGAUCCGUUGUUCAAGUUGGUAGCGCAAGUGUACAAGGUAGUACCGCCUGUACUUCUGGAGACCGGCAAGGUGAAGAACCCGUGGCCGAACGUGGACGCGCACUCGGGCGUGUUACUGCAGUACUACGGCAUGAAGGAGAUGAACUACUACACGGUCCUGUUCGGAGUAUCCCGCGCGUUAGGUGUGCUCGCUUCUCUGGUGUGGGACCGCGCCCUAGGAUUGCCCAUCGAGAGGCCCAAGUCUCUCAGCACCGAUCUCCUCAUGAAGGCCGUCAAGGCAUAAGCUUGUCCGGCAAUCAACGGCGAUAUCAGCGUUAUCACUUCUCCACGUCUCAUCGUAUCUCGGCCCUCGAUCUCCAGCGGAGCGUCGAUAACGACGUCGAGCUCGAACUUUAUGACGCGACGGGCGCGACCUUCGAGACCUUUAAGAUUUUGAUACUUCGACCUCGACGGAGUCUCAUCUCAACGAGUGCGCCUUACCGAGCGAACGAGCGUACGAAAGAGCGAGAGAGAAAAAGGAAAAAGAGAAAGAGCGCGUGUACGGGCGAAUAAAUGAAUAACUGUGCGAGUGAGUGAGAUACAAGGCUAGGUCAACAUCGACAAAUCAACACGACAAAUAAUUAUAUCAUAACGACGUAUUAUCUAAACGUAUCAUUAAGAGCAGAUACGCCAACGCUUCGCGUCCGGUCAUAUGCGCGCAUACGUUUUCCGUAAACGUAACAUUAAUUUCGCACUGGUCUUACAGACCUAUAUAAUGUCUUACAUUGCUGGUACUCUCUGGACGGUGCCUCAACCAGUCGAUCGAGUACAGUUCCCGCGACAUAGUUAUUUAUCCGAACAGAAACGUAGAUUUCGUUCGAUUAGUUGAAACUGCCAGAUCUCUGCGAGCGGAAUCCGAAGAUCCAAAAGAGAGUUUCAGGAAUCCCUCGACCGCCUGGGAAACUUCUUUUGGGAUUCCGCGCUAUUUAGAAGUAUGAUUAAGUACAUAAUUAUACGGGAUAGAGAAUUGUACCAGGAAUAGGAUAAUAUAUAUCGUAUAAGACGCUACUGUAAAUACAAUUAUCGCUCAAUAUUCAGCAACACAUUGACUGUCACGUUGAUCGCUACGAUAUUUACGUCAAUGGUCGGUGUGUUUAUUAGCGGUAAUGCCAGCAACAUAAAGCCAGUGAGAAAUAACAAAGGUGCAUGAAAAUAUGACUCGUGGAGUCGCGUAGAACACAGAAUGUCGCAGACAUCAUCGAGAUGUCCUAACGAUGACAGUUCGGAUAAUGCCUUUAGGAACUUGGAACUACCUGAAACUGUAUUUGAAUAGCAUGAAUUGAGCAAAUUUAAUAUCAUUAUUAUCGCCUCGUUACUUGAAAAAUCGCACUGCCCGAAGGUGUUAUCAUAUAUUCUACUUCGUCUUUACUUACUUUUAUUUUUUAAUCAAAACUCCUGUGUUUGAAUUUUAGGGCAAAAAUACGAGGUAUUCCAAGGAGUCUGUAAGAAUAAACAAUAAAUUUCAAGGCAAUAGAGUUAGCGCAUCGCACAUUGCUAAUGCGCGGUGUUACUAGUGCUAAUAUAGAUUUCCCUAUCAACAACUUAACAUCUUCCUCAGGAAGUCCAUUGCAAGUAAUUGCACUUAGGAAAAAAAUGCAGAAUGCGAGAUGAAGUAGAGAAUUACUUAAGAAUAAUGAAGCGAAAAGGAGAGCACGUUCUAUCAGCUAAACAUGUCUUUUUUAUUCCAAUUUUCCAAUUUUAUCAGGCACCAAAAUAUUAUAUAUUGUUAUAUUUUUUAAUAUAAGCAUUAUAAAAUGUAAUAAUAUAUAUUAUACAAUCACACACCGUCGCAAAUCGUCACUGCUCGCGUAAAAUGAAACAUCAUGGACAUUAAUGAAUUUGUCACGAGAAUGAAUGCGUGUGUGAGUAUUUUAUUUAUAAUGAACGUGAAAAUAAAUGGACAUUACGAUACAA
Molecule: messenger RNA, 3220 nt
Organism: Harpegnathos saltator (Jerdon's jumping ant)
Lineage: Eukaryota; Metazoa; Arthropoda; Insecta; Hymenoptera; Formicidae
Gene: kdn
Product: citrate synthase
Exons: 4
Coding region: 159-1550 (463 amino acids)
Biological process (GO): carbohydrate metabolic process; citrate metabolic process; tricarboxylic acid cycle
Cellular component (GO): mitochondrial matrix
Source: RefSeq, a predicted model, not a curated record